UUUUAUUUGCUUCUUCUAAUUCAUUUAUUAAUUUUUUUCCCUAUUGUGUUUCUGGAAACUGUGUAUUCCACCACCUCCAAGCUUCUGACACAACAGAUACGUGGCUUCUUCCCUUUUCUUUUCUUCUGCAUCUCCUUGCUUACUCACCCUCAAUUGUAUCUCUUCCCACCGUCAUUGUUUCGUAGAGCUUCCACCGCUUCUUUUUCCUUCUGCAUCCCUUCAAUGCGAUUCUUACCCUUUUCGUUUUAAUUUUGUAAAUCAUCUGUCGAUGUACUCCACCGCCUGGCUACAUAACCAAUUGUUUUGGGCCAACCCGCUAUUAUAUGACCAUUUUGUUAGUGAAGAUCUUCAUAUUGCCCCCACGUAUCUUCCGCCGCCUCAACCGCCACCUCUUCACCUCUCUUGUAUCUAUUUCAGCUCCAUCCUGCCACUUUUCUAAACCGAUUGAAUGAUAAUCUCCUUUCGCUCUAAGGUUUAUUACCCCUCUGUUGUUAACAAUUGUCGUUCCAAUCCACCUUCACUUAUCGUCUUCUUCACCAUCCUUCUUCACCUUCUACUCUGCCAUCACAACAUCCACAAGGACUCGACCAACAGGGUUUAACUCAUCGGGCUUGGUUUAUUCUACUACCUCGACGACUGAAGUAUCAGAGUACAAAGCGAGAGGGCGAUUCGUUGGAAAGGAGGGUCGACUAAGAGGAACUGAUGCCUUUUUUGGGUGAUGUAACGUGCUUCCGGACUUCACAUUCGUUUUCUAUCGAGCUAAGUGUUCUUUGGAUUACAAAUCUACAUUUUUAUUUGAUUUUAGGGCUUUUUUUAGUUCUACUACUAAAAGAAAAGAGGCGGAGCCAUUCACUAAAUCAAUUCAUCACAUGUUUCUUUUCCAAUCUGUAUGAAGCUCUAAUUGAAAUACAUGUGCUUUUGUAGGUGAUUUAUGUUUUGAUUUCUAAUUUCACAGUUAGUAAUCCCAUUUGAUUCGUCUUUCAUCCACAUAUACGCAAUUUUCACCAAUUCAUUAAUUGGUCAAACAUGAUACAGUUUCACUUCAAAUUUGAUCAUUUUUCUAAGCAGGUGUUCCUGUCAUUCGUUUGGCUACUGGAGAAUCUGAUUUUCACACCCCGCCUAUUAUCGCUGACGUACCUGCUGAUUUCAAGAGCUACAAAAAAUGCAAUUCCUGAAGGUUACACAAGGUAUACAUCUAAUGCAGGUACCCAUGAACUACAAACAGCAAUAUGCAAGAAAUUGAAGGAGGAGAAUCAUAUUCCUUAUACACCUUAUGAAAUUGUGGUUAGUCAUGGGGCAAGACAGAGUUUACUACAAGCAUUUCUUGCUAUUUGUUCCCUAGGAGACGAGGUUAUAAUUCCAGCUCCAUUUUUGGUGAUCUACAAAAGACUUCUAUUGCUAUGAGAGAUUAUGCUCAUUAAGCCAGCAUGGUAUCGUCUGCUUUUGAAUCACAUUCCUCUCAAUUUUGAGUGUGGUUCCAUGCUUGAAGAGAAGUUGAAAAGUGAGAACAAAGCUAUCAAGGAUUUUGGUAUUUUGAUCAUUUGGAAUUUUAGAUGUCGAGUGGGGGAUAACAGGUGCUAAUUAGGAGAAAUGUACGUGAGACUGUUGUCCAUUAAAGGAGGACUAUUGUUAGGAAUAGUAAACUUGGGCUCUUUUUUAUAGGAAUGGUCCAUUGUUUUUGGGUGUAUUUUUAUGUUUUGGUUCUUUUUCUAUUCUCGGUAGCAUUUUUUGUUUCUUUAAAACUUUUAUUCCACGUGUUUGCCUGUUAUUUUGCUCA
Lactuca sativa (garden lettuce) is the source of this 1777-nucleotide messenger RNA. The record is from RefSeq and is a predicted model, not a curated record. Lineage: Eukaryota; Viridiplantae; Streptophyta; Magnoliopsida; Asterales; Asteraceae.